UGACGUCACUUCAGUACCUGUCAGUGGCUAAUCCGCGCCCGUUCAGGCUGGGGCAAGACGCAAUCCGCUUCGAAUCUUGGCUACGAAAAAGCUAACGGUCAUAGAGGCCAAAGAGGGAAGAAAAGAAUACUCAUUUUUUCAAAAAAUCUAUUCCAAAAUAGUAAAAUAAGGGGAAAGAAAAUAAAAUUAAGGCAGAGGAUCUCAAUCCUAAGAAAUCUUCCAAACCACCGUUUCCUAAUGGCAGAAUCGCCUCAGUUUCGCAUUGGUGCUUCAAUGAAGGAAUCUCCAAUCUGUUCUGAAUUCCUUCCUUGCAUUCGAUAUUACUUUCCCAACUUCUUUAGAGAAUGUGCUUUGUCCUCUGAUCAGACCUUUCCCGGGGCCCGCUUCUGUCAAGAAAUCCUCGCUUCCAAUCACUUUGUCUUCAUAGAAACCCGCCAUGGGAAAAAAUAAAAUACAAUAUUUUUAUAUAAAAUUAAUCCAAUUGAAUCAUCCAAUAAAUGCAGCAGCCCAUUCUGUAAAUUGCAUCGAUUUCCGAUGAGCAGCCCAAAAUCAUCAAAUUACCUCCAAAGCGAAAAUUGAGAGUUGUUCUCAUUUGAAUUUUUUUGGGUUUUUUGUUAUUUGUUCGAAUGGCUUCUUCUCCAGUCACCAUUGUUGAGAGCAUGCCCGAAGCUGUGAAGCAGAGCCGCUACGCGAUGAAGAGGUGUUUUGCAAGGUACAUCAGUAAAGGGAAAAGAUUAAUGAAAUCCCAUCAUUUACUGGAGGAAUUGGAGAGAUCGAUUGACGACAAGGGCGAAAGAAACAAGGUUUUGGAGGGCUUUCUUGGCUACAUCAUUUGUUCCACUCAGGAGGCAGCUGUUGAUCCUCCGAACGUUGCGUUGGCAAUAAGAUCCAACCCCGGAAUGUGGGAAUAUGUUAAGGUGAAUGCAGACGAUCUGGUAAUAGAUGCGAUCACGGCUUCAGAGUUCUUAAAAUUCAAGGAAACCAUCUCCCAUGAGAACUGGGCAGUCGAUGAAAACUCAUUAGAAGUGGACUUCAGACCCUUUGAAUUUCAUACACCUCAUAUGGCCUUACCUUCAUCGAUCGGUAAUGGGGUCCAAUUCGUUGCGAAAUUCUUAUCCUUGAAACUCAGGCGGGACUCCAAGAGUAUGAAUUCUUUGCUGGAUUACUUGAUCGCUCUUAAUCAUCGAGGAGAAAGUCUUAUGGUUAGCGAAGGCCUCAACAAUGUGAAGAAGCUUCAGAUGGCAUUGCUCCUGGCGAGAACGUUCCUCAAUGCACUUCCCAAAGAUACACCAUUCCGUAAGUUCGAGCUGAGAUUCAAGGACUGGGGUUUGGAGAAAGGAUGGGGUGAUACUGCCGAACGGGUCGGAGAGACAAUCAAUGCGCUCUCUGAGAUACUUCAAGCGCCGGAUCCUUUGAAUAUGGAGAAGUUCUUUAGUAGAGUUCCGACAACCUUUAGCAUUGUUAUUUUCACACCCCAUGGCUACUUUGGGCAAGUGGGUGUUCUUGGUUUGCCUGAUACUGGUGGUCAGGUAGUUUAUAUUCUAGAUCAAGUAAAAGCCUUAGAGGAGGAAAUGCUACUCAGAAUUAAGCGGCAAGGAUUGACUGUGACGCCUCGAAUUCUGGUGGUUACACGGCUUAUACCAGAAUCUCGGGGGACUACAUGUAACCUGGAAUUGGAGCGGAUCCUGAACACUAAACAUUCACACAUUCUCCGAGUGCCAUUCAUGACAGAGGAUGGAGUCCUGCGCCAUUGGGUUUCUCGUUUCGAUGACUACCCCUACCUAGAGAGAUUUGCCAAGGACGCAUCUGCCAAAAUCAUCGAGCACUUGGAAGGAAAACCAGACCUGAUCAUCGGAAAUUACACAGAUGGAAACUUGGUGGCAUCUCUAAUGGCAAGCAAGCUUGGGAUAACUCAGGGAACCAUAGCCCAUGCUCUGGAGAAGACCAAGUAUGAAGAUUCAGACAUCAAUUGGAAAGAACUAGACCCAAAGUACCAUUUCUCAUGCCAAUUCACCGCUGACAUAAUCGCCAUGAACACAACUGAUUUUGUCAUCACCAGCACUUUCCAAGAAAUCGCAGGAAGUAAGGAUAGGCCUGGACAGUAUGAAAGCCAUGCUGCAUUUACACUUCCAGGGCUAUACAGAGUUGUCUCAGGCAUCAAUGUCUUCGAUCCUAAAUUCAACAUAGCGGCCCCUGGCGCUGAUCAAUCCAUGUAUUUCCCAUAUACAGAGAAAGAAAAAAGGAUGACAUCUUUUCAUCCGGCCAUUGAAGAGCUACUCUACAGUAAAGAACAAAACAAUGAGCAUAUAGGAUUUCUUGAAGACAGGAAGAAACCCAUCAUCUUCUCAAUGGCAAGACUAGAUAUAGUGAAGAACAUCACCGGAUUAACGGAGUGGUAUGGUAAGAACAAGCGGCUGAGGGAAUUGGUAAAUCUUGUUGUUGUCGCAGCCUUCUUCGAUGAGUCCAAAUCGAAAGACAGAGAAGAAAUGAGCGAGAUAAAGAAGAUGCAUAUGCUGAUUGAGAAUUACAAACUAAAGGGCCAGAUCAGAUGGAUAGCAGCUCAAAAUGAUAGAAUCCGGAAUGGAGAGCUUUACCGUUGCAUCGCCGAUACUAAGGGAGCUUUCGUGCAGCCUGCCUUGUAUGAAGCAUUUGGUCUUACAAUCAUCGAGGCGAUGAACUGUGGACUACCCACCUUCGCAACCAAUCAAGGUGGGCCAGCCGAGAUAAUUGUUGAUGGAGUUUCUGGCUUCCACAUUGAUCCAACCAAUGGAGAUGAAUCGAGCAACAAGAUUGCAGAUUUCUUUGAGAAAUGCAAGCAAGACAGGGAACACUGGUAUAAGCUGUCCAAGGGUGGGCUUCAACGCAUUGAGGAGUGCUACACGUGGAAGAUCUAUGCAAACAAGGUAAUGAAUAUGGGGUCAAUCUACAACUUCUGGAGGCAAGUGAGCAAGGAAGAAAAACAAGCCAAACAGCGGUAUCUCCAAAUGUUUUACAAUCUCCAGUUCAGAAACUUGGCAAAACAUCUGCUAAUGGCUGCAUCUGAAACCAGAAAACUUGAAUCAUCAACACUAGUGGGGAAACCUCAACCACCAAAAAGCAAGAGUCCACAAUCGAGAUUCUCAAGAGUUUUCUUAAGCUGCUUCCAUUCAAAACAAUCUUCUUCAAAAGCAUGAAGGACAUCAACUCGGCAAGCUUGAAAUCGCCUUGGUUGGAGUUUGGUGGCGAUUAUUCCACUUUCAUUUCCCAACGUUCGAUUGAAAUUGUUUUGAACAUUUAUAUUUGUAAUUAAACAAAAAUAACAGAAGAUGUGUUCUAUUGAGCAUUGUUGAUUGAAUGAAAGGCUUGGGGUGUUUGUGGUUUU
This is a messenger RNA of Magnolia sinica, 3361 nucleotides long. RefSeq names its product sucrose synthase 7-like. The coding region runs from base 627 to 3173 and encodes 848 amino acids. The transcript has 17 exons. NCBI's taxonomy places the organism in Eukaryota, Viridiplantae, Streptophyta, Magnoliopsida, Magnoliales, Magnoliaceae. Gene Ontology annotation, biological process: sucrose metabolic process. The record is from RefSeq and is a predicted model, not a curated record. Gene Ontology annotation, molecular function: sucrose synthase activity.